AUGACGUCCACCAAUACCCCCGUGAUCAUCGGCGUAGGCGACAUCAAGAACCGCUCCACCGCCAUCGCGGAUGCGAAGGAGCCCGCGACAUUGAUGCUAGAAGCCAUCCAGAAAGCCAUCAGCGACACCGCAUCUCUUUCGAGGACUGACCUGCAGUCAGCAAUCGACAGCAUCGAUGUCGUCAAGACGUGGACUUGGCCGUAUCCAGAUCUACCCGGGCUUUUGGCAGAGAAGCUGGGCGUUGAUCAGAGUCUGAAAUGGAAGAGAUAUUCCGAACAUGGAGGCGAUAAACCAGGAAAGCUCUUCGACGAGGCCGCUAAGAGGAUUGCAAAAGGCGAAUGCAAAGUCGCGAUUGUAACUGGAGGUGAAGCAUUAGCUUCGUUAUCCGCAUGCGCAGCUGCAAAGAAGCUUCCUCCCCCAGGCUGGACAGCUCCGUCCGAAUCCGUAGAUUCGGUCUUCACACCAACAGGUCGCGACCUAGGAAAUAGUGCGGUUUCUUCUCUCUGGCAAACCCUUUCCUCUACUGACUCUCGCAAAGACCUCGGCGCUAUUCACAAGAUUGGUGCGCCAAUACACGUCUAUCCGCUUUACGAAAAUGCAUUUCGUGCGCAUCGCGGGCAGACGCUAAAAGCAAACCACGAAGAGAGCGCAAAACUGUAUGCUGAAUUUGCAGACGUCGCAAAGAAUAAUGAGUACGCAUGGAAUCAAGGAACUUCGAGUAGCGAGGAAGAUAUCAAGACUAUUGGGAAGAAGAACAGGAUGAUAUGCUAUCCUUAUCCCCUGCUUAUGAACGCCUUCAACACGGUUAAUCUUGCCUCUGCAGUCAUCCUUACAUCGACUUCCUUCGCCAAAAGGUUAGGUGUUCCCGAGUCGAAAUGGGUUUAUCCGCUUGGCGGCGCGGGAACGAAGGACGACGAUGAGUUCUGGAAACGACCGAACUUCUACUCUUCGCCCAGUAUAUCGCGCUCUAUCGAUGCGAGUUUGAAGACAUCUGGUACGACCAAAGAAGAGAUGGAUAUAGUUGAUAUAUACUCCUGCUUCCCUAUCGUGCCUAAGAUUGCGGCGCAGCAUCUAGGAAUACCUGUGGUUGGUCGUCAAAAGCCAUUGACGAUACUUGGUGGUCUGACAUCGUUUGGCGGAGCUGGUAAUAACUACUCGAUGCAUGCGCUCACUGAGAUGACGCGACAGCUGAGAGACGGCAAAGGCCAGAAAGGACUGGUGCUCUGCAAUGGCGGCGUUCUGAGCUAUCAGUACGUCGUGAUAUUGUCGAAAGAGCCUAGAAGAGAAGGAAACUAUCCGACAGAGAACCCUCUACCGCCGCAAAUUACUGAUGUGCCCGCGCCCGAGCUCGUUUUCGACCCAGAGGGCGAGGCUGUUGUCGAAACUUACACCGUAGAGUUCAACCGAGACGGCAGCCCGCUUCGAGGUCACAUUAUUGGCCGCUUAAAGAGCAGCAACAAACGUUUCCUCUCGAACCAUGGAGAUGAAAGUACAUUGCGACAGAUGGCUAGUGGUGCGGUCGAGAUUGUGGGUAAAAGCGGAUGGGUUUGGCAAGAUGGUGAGAAGAAGGGGAGGUCGCUGUUUGCUUUCGAUAAGCCAGCAAGAUUGUAG
Molecule: messenger RNA, 1611 nt
Organism: Alternaria triticimaculans
Lineage: Eukaryota; Fungi; Ascomycota; Dothideomycetes; Pleosporales; Pleosporaceae
Exons: 3
Coding region: 1-1611 (536 amino acids)
Molecular function (GO): acyltransferase activity
Source: RefSeq, a predicted model, not a curated record